GAUAUCGUUAGCAACCAUGAUCUCUAUGUAAGUGAGUUUGCUUGUGCAAGCGUGUGCUGGGGGAAAACCAACUUAAUAUUUAUUUUCAUCAACAUAAAACGCGACAUCCCCCGAAAGUGACAACACAAAGAGUGAACGUCAAGAGCAGUUGCAAAUCAAGUGCGUAAAAAUGAAAAAAGUUUUGUUAACGAAAUCUCAGCAGAUUCGUGUGAGUAACCCAGAAAUCAAAAUGAAACCUUUAAUUGGGGUCGGAGUCACAGCAGCGACAACAACUUCUCCUCCCCCAGUUUCGGUUCCAGUGCGUGUGAUGCAUGUGCAAACGAAUGUGAUCACGAAUACGUAUAUGCAACGUAAAUCCUUUCAGUCCAUUUACGAGGAUAUCUUUAAAUUGUUAAUGCGACUGCCCGAUAAAGCCCUCCAGCAACGCGUUAUCGAUGCUAUCAACGGUCGCAGUGAUAAGUCGUCGUCGUCUACUAUCUCGUCUAAUCAGUGUAAACAGUGCGCGGCAAAAGAAGAAAAACCCCUAAAAAUCAAUGCGUCAACACAAACCGAAUUCCUAGAGACAAAAGAAACGAAAAUCGAAAGCUCUUUUACCGAAGUUGCUAUCAAAUCCGAUUUACCGCUUAAGCAAGAAUGUCCUACAACAAAAACAGAAACACCUACAAAAGAGGAGAGCACGGAAAGCGGAAAACCCUCAGAUCCAGCUGUUAAGGUGCCCCGCAAACGAGGCAGAAAGCGCAACACAUGUGUGCCACAGGUGGUCAAGCGAUCGGCGGCUCAAAUGGCGAUGCAGGAACGCGAGAACAAGCAACUGACUCCGCUGCAGACGAACAAGAAAAAGAAAUUGACAGCAGUUGAUGCCACCACAAGUGGCAGUUACAACACCAACGCCAACAAUGUGAACGUCAACAACAGCAGCAGCUGCAUACAGCGUCGAGAUUCAAUGUCAUCCAAUUUCUCGCUUAGUCUGAGUGACAUCAGUUUAACGGAAUGCUCGAAGCAAAUCGAUACAUACAUAGAGAAUGGCGUACAAGAUACAAUAUUGGCGACCAUGUCGAAAGAGUUCCGAAUAUCGCACGUAAUGAACGAUGAGGGAUUGUUACCUAUACAUGAUGCCAUCUUAGAGAAUAAUAUUUAUGGAGUGCAGCGUCAGGUUUUCGUUUGGUCAAAGAUGAAGCAGAAUGUUGCGCUUAAUGAGUUGCUUAGCCAAGCUGGCGAGGAUUGCCUCCAGCUGGCCAUAACCAACGAUUCGGAUCCAGAAAUUGUAAAAAUUAUAAUCAAUGCCGGCGUUCUUCCCAUGUACAUCUACGAGGAUUCUAAUACAGCCCUUCACUUAGCCAUUAUCAACAACAUUCAGCUGGAUUCAUUGCAAAUGUUGAUGCUGCACAUCGAUCUCAAUCUGUUGCUGCUAACCAACGAUGAUGGCUACACAGCUUUACACAUUGCCAUACGGCAUAAUCGCUAUAAAAUGGCUGAGGUCAUCUGUGACACCAUCGAUCAGCGGCAAUUGGGUGCUUCAGUCUAUCGACGGCCCAUUGAGGGGACGCUAGACGAAGCAAAGGCCGAAGGCAGCAGCAACAGCAGCAAUAAAAGUCUCGAGGUCAAGGAUGAGCAGCGUUUUGCCAAAUUCUAUGAACGUGCUUGCGACAAACUCGAACACAAUAAGGACAAACUCUUGGGGCGACGUCUAAAGAAUGAGAUCCUGAAUGCGAGUGAAACCCGUGCUGGGAACGCGUGUCUCUUUUAUGCUGUAGAAGGUGAACUUGAGCAUCUGUGCUACUUUCUGUUGGCGCAUCUCAGCGAUCCCGACGAGGAGAACCUCAGUGGGCAUAGCCCCAAAUCAUUUCAUUAUGAAUUUGCUCGUGUUUUGCGUAUAAGUCUCAAGAUCGCUCGCAUUAUGGACAAAGUGAUUGGCAUUUUAAAUGGCAAAUCUAGUUGAGAACAAAUCGUAAAAU
Molecule: messenger RNA, 1955 nt
Organism: Drosophila nasuta
Lineage: Eukaryota; Metazoa; Arthropoda; Insecta; Diptera; Drosophilidae
Gene: Charon
Product: charon
Exons: 3
Coding region: 170-1939 (589 amino acids)
Biological process (GO): cellular response to tumor necrosis factor
Cellular component (GO): cytosol
Molecular function (GO): NF-kappaB binding
Source: RefSeq, a predicted model, not a curated record